Messenger RNA from Hyposmocoma kahamanoa, 1460 nucleotides. Its product is annotated as facilitated trehalose transporter Tret1-like. Gene Ontology annotation, cellular component: membrane. The transcript is spliced from 3 exons. Gene Ontology annotation, molecular function: transmembrane transporter activity. Bases 42 to 1460 code for a protein of 472 amino acids. Lineage: Eukaryota; Metazoa; Arthropoda; Insecta; Lepidoptera; Cosmopterigidae. The record is from RefSeq and is a predicted model, not a curated record. Gene Ontology annotation, biological process: transmembrane transport.
UUCAGAGACAGGUAUGGGUCGUGUCAGGGGUGCUAAUAAACAUGGUUGGACUAGGCAUGGUGUUGAGCUACGCGUCCAGCCUGCUGCCGGCGUUGCGAAGAUCUGAUUCUCCACUGGAGAUUGAUCUUCACACUGCGUCGUGGAUUGCAUCCUGUGUUGGUUUGGCCAAUUUACCGGGGUUUUUCCUGGCUUCCGCCCUCAUGGACCGAUGGGGACGAAAAAUCACACAUAUCUUGGUAAUCAUGCCCGGAAUUGUCGGUUGGACGUUAAUCUACUUCGCAGCAUCAGUAACGACCAUUUUAAUUGGACGGAUUCUGUGUGGCAUAACUGUGGGAGCUACAGCUAGUCUUGGAGCCAUUAUCAUUGGUGAAUGUACUAGUCCGAGCCUUAGAGGAAUAUUCUUAAACCUUAAGACAGCUUCUGUUUGUCUUGGUAGUAUGAUUGGUCAUAUUCUUGGCAACUAUGUUUCGUGGAGAAUCUUAGCUUUAUUAGCUGCCAUACCUUAUAUUAUUGCAUUGUUAAAUACCAUGACCUGGUAUGAAACUCCAUCUUUCCUGGUUUCCAAGAGGGAAUUUGAAAAUGCUAAGAAAUCUUUUUUCUGGCUUAGAGGACAUGACGAUAAUUCAAAGAAGGAACUUAACGAAUUGAUAAGAGCACAAAUGAAUGAGAUCGCUGAUAAGAAAGUCACCACUCUUACGGAAGAUAUUUUACAUUUUUUCAAGAAAUUUACAAGAAAAGGCUUUUUAAUUCCGAUUCUUAUACUAAGUUUUGGUUUCAUGCUUCUGGAAGCAUCUGGGAGGCAUUAUUUUCCUGCUUACGCAUUAGACAUCAUAGGAGAAGUAACGGGUAACAAUUCCCUUUCUUUUUACUACAUAUUAGCUAUAGACUUGAUUAUCACCUUAAGCGCUACAUUUUCUUCGUUCUUAGUAAAAAUCAUGAAAAGACGGACAGUACUCUUUGCCACAGGGUGGGCAGCAGUUGUUACAAUUGCUAUUACUUGUACUUACCUGUUUCUUGUAUCAAAGGAUGUGAUAUCGAGAGACAGACCUUGGAUUCCCAUUUCAUUGUUUGUAGUGUAUUUUGUGUUAGUGAACUUGGGCUGUACACCAAUUCCUUUGGCAUUUUUAGGAGAACUUUUGCCUUUAGCUCACAGAGGAGCAGGAUCUGCGCUUAGUGGGGUCGUUUUAUCGUGCAACUUGUACUUGGCACUACACGUGACUCCCUUUCUACUGGUUAAUGUUAAGGUAUAUGGAACUUUUGCAGUGUUUGGAGGUAUUAUGGCGGUGUUACUCUCAAUAUUGUACUUUUUAAUGCCAGAGACUAAAGAUAGAACGUUGCAGGAGAUUGAGGAUUAUUUUAUCUAUGGAAGGUUUAAAGAUGAUGAAAAGUUUGAAAAAAGAGACGAGGCAUCAAAAGUUAUCAUGCUUCCUGAGAGAAGUGAUGGUAUGAGCCAGUAUUGA